ACACGCGUGCCACCAUGGUAUCUGUCCUGCAUGAUGUUUUUGGGGAUUACAUGAGUUUGUCCUGCCUGGUGGAUGUUGACUUCUGGUGACUUGCUGACAGAUGAGAGGAUUUGUCAGCCUUUAGCCAUACACAGUGGAGAAGGGUGACGGGGAGGAGACAAGCCGGGUGUGUUUUUGGGGGUGGACGCACUUGCUUUGUAUGCAGAAGACCAGCCGCACAGCCACGCUGUCACUCUCGAUCCAGAGACUCACUCCGGAGCUACCAUGCGGGAUUAAGAUUUGCAGAGAUGGAGAAGAGAAGGCCAGCCAAGUCUCGGAUGCUCCAUUGAGUUUGUGUCCCAUGCGCUCGGUUUGCAAUGCGCACGUGAGCGAAAGCUACCGCCCCGUCCCCAUGCCCGCCGCCAUGCUCCCGUGCCCUUCGCCGGCCGGGUUCAACUGGAGCUUCCAGAACCCGGUGGGAGUGGAUUGCAGCUCCCCCGAGCCUCGCUGCAUAUGGGUGGCGGUGCUGCGCGGCAUCACCGGGCCGCCGCCGCCAGUCAUGCCUGUGGGACGCAGCCACAUCGCCCAUCAGGCGAAAGGGCGAAGGGAUGGUCUCUCGUCGCCCUCCGCCGACAACAACCCCCGGCCACCGAUGGCGUCCCGGCCGGGCAGGGAGGGCAUCAGCGGGGCGUGGAAGGGCCCACGCACGCUGGUCCUCCGCAAGAACUCGCAGGGCUUCGGCUUCACGCUGCGGCACUUCAUCGUUUACCCGCCGGAGUCCACCCUGCACACCACCCUCAAGGAUGAGGAGAACGGCAACGGGAAGGGUUACCACAAAGGCCGACUGGAGCCGAUGGACACCAUCUUUGUGAAGAAUGUGCGGGAGAAAGGUCCCGCUCACCAAGCGGGCCUUUGUACGGGUGAUCGUCUGGUCAAGGUGAAUGGCGAAAGCGUGCUGGGAAGGACUUACUCACAGGUCAUCGCCCUCAUCCAGAACAGUGAGAGCGUGCUGGAGCUCUCUAUUAUGCCAAAGGAUGAAGAUGUGCUUCAGUUGGUAAGUGCGUACUCCCAAGAUGCCUACCUGACUGGCAACGAGCCUUUCUCGGGGGGAGCAGAGAACCUCCCGCCACCGCCACCCCUCUGCUACCCUCGCGCCAAGACCAUGUCACCCGCGGGCGCUCCACCGCCUGCGCCCAUGGGCCAGAACCAGCUCGAUAAUUGGAGUCGCUGGCCCGGUUCCCCGAGUCCCUCCUCGCCCCUGGACAACCGCUCCACCGUGUGCAGUCCCGCCAGUUGGCAAGACGGGCGCUCGGUGGAGUUGGGCGGCGUGGGUCACAGCAGCCCGGCCCACCGCACGGAGGAGAUUCAGUAUGGCAUGACCAGGCAGCAGCCUCAGGGGCAAACCAGGGGGCGCUCCUACUCGUCGUCAUCCUCAUCAGGGGGUCCAUUAUCCAGCCCGUUACAGGUCCACUACCCCAAUCACCACCAUGGCGGCAACUCCACGCAGGCCCAGGCGCGCAAGUCCGGCAGCUCGGCCUGGACCAGCCCGCCGCUGCCUCAUCUCGAUCACGGCCAAAGUGAGCGUCGCCAGCAGGCGCUCUCGGAGUGGUACCACAGCCAAGUGCCGGAACGCUCUGGACGCAACAUGCAGGCGCGCCAACGUAGCUACUCGCAGGACCGCCUCAGUGAGUCUAGGAGGCAUCCGCAUCUGCAGCGGGCGGGCGGCUGGCCGCACAGCGCCUCCCAGGACACUCUGCUGUUGGCGCAGCAGUCGGGACUGGGGCCCCACGGAGAGCCCUACUGGUAUGGAGAGUGGGGGCCUGAUAGGGGCCAUCCUGCCUCCGGCUACACGAGGACACGCUCAGAAAACCUGCUGGUGCAGUUUGAUAGCCACGGACGCUCAUUAGAGAUGCUGGACCGAGCCGCGACCGGACUGGUCUCGCCUCGAUGCGAGACGUGGAACCAACCUCCCAAGCCGCCCCCUAGAACUGAUGUCCACCAGAGGCACGGUGGGUCAUACCCUGCGACGCAAGCCCCUCAGAAGCCCCGACACUCGCAGUCGCACUCCAAACACCCGACGCAGACCCAUUCCCCACCCCAACCUCAGCAGGCCCCCGCCAAGAGCAGGCGGCUUCCUCCGGGCCAAAGCAUGGACGACCAGCCGGUGGGCUACCGCAGCUACAGCCCCUCCUUCUACCGUAAGACGGGCCGCAUCAUGCAGCAGGCCCACUCUUUCAGGGACCCUUCAUACUCCGGGCCCCACUUGAACUGGAACACGACCCCCAAAACCAGCCCGCCAGAAGGGGCGCCGGCUUCCUCAGCCGCCACCCCGCUGGUUUCCACCUCGCCCGAAUCCCAGGAGAGAGCGUACAGGCCCACCAACCACGAGCGGGGGUCAACGGAGGUGCCGGUGCAGACACAAGAGGUGGUGAUGCGCCAAAAGCCUCCCAGCGGACGGAGGAAUGCCCACGGCAUGCGGCACCCUCACUACGCGCUGCCUAUGGACGGCCUGGAGCCCUCCUUGUUUUCACCGGAACCCCCAGACUCGGCGACCACGUCAAGCUCUUCUGGAGACGCGGUUCCGUUUAAGGCCAAUGGCAACCUCGUCUCUCUGGAGGACGAUUCGCUGGCGUCCAUCCCCUUCAUUGGCGCUAUUAAAUCGGGUCGCCGUUCCUCCUAUCUUCUAGCCAUCACCGCCGAGCGCUCCAAGUCCUGCGACGAGGGACUCAACGCCUUCCGGGACGACGGGCGAGUCUUCUCGAGGCUGCCGAAGAGAGUCAAGAGCUUCUUCACUGACGGGUCUCUGGACAACCUGGGCACGGCAGAUGAGGUGCGCUCCAAACGUCAUUCCACGUCCGAGUUGGGCAACAUCACCUACAGCGACGUGCGGCAGGAAGGAUGGCUGCACUUCAAGCAGAUCCUCACAGAAAAGGGCAAGAAGGUGGGCAGCGGCAUGCGUCCGUGGAAGCGCGUGUUCUCGGUGCUGCGCUCGCAGUCGCUCUUCCUGUACAAGGACAAGCGCGAGGCGGUGCUGCGCGGCGCCGAGGACGAGCAACCCAUCAGCAUCCGCGGCUGCCUGGUGGACAUCGCCUACAGCGAGACCAAGCGCAAGCACGCCCUCAGGCUCACCACGCAGGACUUUUGCGAGUACCUGCUUCAGGCUGAGGACCAAGACCACAUGUUGAAGUGGAUCCAGGUCAUCAGGGAGAACAGCAAGACGGACAGCGAGGAGCUCGGCUUUUCCAGGCAGGCGCUGAUCAAUAAGAAACUGAAUGACUACAGGAAGCAGAGCCCAACAGGCAGUAAACCCGACUCUUCGCCCAGGAUGUCCCGCAUGAAGCCUCCCUUCCUCCUCGCCAAGACUGAGAACGCUUUGGGUGCGCCGCGCUCCCCCAAACCAGAUGGCAAAGAAGAGAGCAGCCCCCCCAAGUCUCCGUGGGGAAUCAACAUCAUGAAGAAGACCAAGAAAGCUGGACCUAAAGCCUUUGGUGUCAGGCUGGAGGACUGCCUGCCGGGUGUCAACAACAAGUUCAUCCCGCUGAUCGUGGAGAUCUGCUGUGGCCUGGUGGAGGACAUGGGUCUGGAGUACACGGGCAUCUACCGUGUGCCCGGUAACAACGCCAUGGUAUCGCUGCUACAGGAGCAACUCAACAAGGGCGUCGACAUCAACCCGGCAGAGGAGAAGUGGCAGGACCUCAACGUUGUCAGCAGCUUACUGAAAUCUUUCUUCCGGAAGCUUCCGGAGCCUCUUUUCACCAAUGACAAGUACAACGAUUUCAUCGAGGCCAACAGAAUGGAAGAUGCGUCGGAGAGACUGAAGACCAUGAAGAAGCUGAUUCGAGACCUUCCAGAUUAUUACUACCACACGCUCAAGUUCUUGGUGUGUCACUUGAAGACGGUGGCAGACCAUUCCGAUAAAAACAAGAUGGAGCCCCGUAACCUGGCUCUAGUGUUUGGGCCAACGCUAGUGCGCACUUCCGAGGACAACAUGAAGGACAUGGUCACACACAUGCCAGAUCGCUACAAGAUAGUGGAGACGCUCAUACAGCAUUACCUCUGGUUUUUCAGUGAGGAGCCAGACAAGGAUGAAAAGACGCCAGUGGACACUGAGGACGUGCAGCCCGUCCCUAACAUCGACCACCUGCUUUCCAACAUCGGGCGGACGGCUUUGCUCGGGGACGCCUCAGACUCCACCAACAGUGACUCCGCGAAAUCCAAGGGCUCCUGGGGGUCCAAGAAAGACCUCACAGCCAAGGACUUUCUGACUCUGUCCAUCAUGUCGGCGGUGACGGGCCGCAAGCGCCGCAAGCGUCACAACGCUCGGCGGGUGGGCAGCAGCACCGAUGACGACUCGGAGCACGAGGCCAUCAAGGCGGAGGAGGGGGAGGAAGAGGAGGAGGAGGAGGAAGAGGCGGGAAGCGGCAGCGCUCCUCAGGCGGAGGGCGAGGAGGAGGACGAUGAUGAAGACGAGGAGAAAGAAGAAGUGAAAGAAGAGGAGCAGGAGGCGGCGGCGGCGAAAUGCGGCAAGGAGGAAGAGGAGGCGGGAGGAAGGGCGGACGCCCGCUCCAUCGUGUCGGGCUACUCGACGCUGUCCACUUUGGGCCGCAGCCUGGGGGCGGAGGAUGCCGACGACGAGCACAGCGAGCUGGUGAGCGAGACGGACAACGAGAGCGGUUUCGCCUCGCGGGAACGUCCCGGGAAGCCGAUGCCGCCGCCCCUGCCUCCCAAACCCUCGUUUGGUGCGGCGGAGAGGAUCGCCGGCGACGACGGUGGCGGCGGCGGCGGGGCGCGCUCCACCACGCCGUCGUCCACGUCUUCGUCGCACAGGCUGCACUCGCGGCCGGCCUUCAACUCGCAUAAGCUCAUCCAAUGCGACACCCUCGCGCGCAAGAAGAUGAAAGCUCGCUCGCUGGACCUGCUGGAGAUCCCCGCCGCCGCCGCAGACACCGGCCCCGGAGACGACGACACGCCCAGGACAAGGAGCCACACGUCAUCAGGGAGCAGCCAGGAGAAUCUCCGCAUAUCCCGGGCGAGGUUGACGGCCCCGUCUCCUCCCAGUGAGGCGGCGUCCUUCGCCCCCGCCGGCAAGUCCCUGCGCGCGCGGCUGCUGGGCUCGGCCGACGACCUGCGCAGCGUGGGCAUGCGUAAGCCACUAUCGCCCGAGAGCCGCCGCAAGAGGCGCGCCUGGCGCCGACACACGGUGGUGGCGUCGCCCACCGAGGCGCCGAGUGACAAGCGGCCGCCGCUGGCCGCCGCAGAGUUUCCGCUCUCGCCCGUCAGCCCCAAAGAAGAUGACGGCGUCCAACGAGGGUCUUCUGGCCAUCAGGCGCCCACGUCCAGGUUUCACCAGUACCUUUGAGUGGCAGCGGGCGGGGCGACGAUGCUCCUAGAAUUAGAAAAGACGUGAUGUGGAAGCGGCCGGGAGAAUUUUUGUCCAAUCGAGGCAAGACUGGAUCAUCCACUGAGGUGCAGCGUGAGAGUGCGUUCCCACUCGUUCGCAUCACAACCAAAACAUCACCAACGUGGGGCAACGAUAGCAACGAGUGAGCGUGUUUCGGGCGGUGGCUCGUGAUUGACAACUGCUGAUGCUGCGCAACUUGCUCGUCCACGAGAAGAUAAAGGGGAAUAAAAUCCAAGCUGAGAACUCCCUGCCGCUGCCCUGGGUGCCUCUGUCCCUCCAAGGGGCCGACGCGUUGUCAGGAAGCAACCGGGAGACUCUCGGCCUAUCCCGGCCCGGCUCAGGCUGCCCCAUGCCCAGCUGCGGGUCAGCGCACUGGCUUGUUUUAGUUGUUUUGUUUUUUUUUUUUUAAUCUAAAUCCAUUGCCAAAGCUUUCUCAUUUUGUUACUACAUGUAAUUGUGUAUUUUGUAGGGUGGAGACACACUCUGACCUCAUCAUCACCACCCCCCUCCACUGCGCAAAAGUUUUGGGUCGCCACGAGACUUGUUUUUAAUACCAGACGGACAUUUAAAUUUGUUUGGAGUUCAUGAGGCAAAAUGACCACCAGGGGCGUCUCGUUGAGAUUCACUGUCAAAAUGCAAGUAAUGUAAUAUCGAAUCGUUUCAUCCAACAAGAAAGGUCCUUUCGUUGCCAUUUUAGCAUUUACAAAACAUUUUUAUUGCAUCGCCAAUGUGUCACAGUCUGACCAAAAAAAAAAGACGCCAUCACACGUUGUGUGUUAGCAUUAACCGCGCAGAAGCAUUCUUAAUUUAAGGCAACAUUUCUGGAUUGUUUUAAAAACACAGUGUAACUGUCUUUGUUUUAUGUUUACUUUGACAGUUAACUUCAACCGGGAAUGGUAUGAAACAGCUUGAAGCCUGUUUUUUUUUUUCUUUUCAAGAAUUGUUCACUAUUUGCCAAACUGCUGCUUCUAGUGAAGUGAGUUGACUUCAGUUCUCUGCCACUGUCCAGCACUCGUAUCUCAAGGCACCGCUUACUUAUGUUUCAACAUUAACACUGUGCUUAAAUAUAGGGACAUUUUAAGAAACAAGAAAAAAAAAAACGCAGUUGAAGGAUGAUUAUUCUAAUGCGCUCAGCUUUGAUGGUGGCCCAAGCCUUUUGCUCAGGAUCCCAAUUGUCUUUUCCCGCAUGAAUUUUCCCCGGGAAACGGUGGUGCUUUUGUUUUUUGUUUAGUUUUUGUUGGGAGAGAGAAAAAAAAAUUUCAAAACUUGUCAUGUGAUCAUGGUUGGCUUCUUUUCCUCCGGUUUUUGUGUUGUAACAUUUGUACAAAGCCGUAUUAAGUUGUACAUAUGAAAGUUUUCUUUUUAACCUUAAUAAUAAUAAUAAUAAUACUCCUUUUUUUAUGGUUUACAAACAUUUCCUUCUCCAGACGCUACUUGAAACGUUCCCUUAAUAUAUUGUUUGUGUAAACAGUAUUAUAUGUAUUUUUUGUAUUGUGACGUCGCAGCAUACGAAGGCCUUUUUUUGUGUCGGGACUGUCGCUCGUCUCUUAGGUUUUACGUCAAAGCUUCUUGUAACUUCCUGGUCACGUGACUUCAAACCUCACAACCUCUUUGCGUUCAAAUAAGUGCCUCCUUUCUGGAAUGUUCCGCAGUGCCAUGCUGGCUUCUUGUCCCCUCCUCCUUCCCCGGCUCGGUUCCAAAGAUGUGUUCAAUGAAUUCAUAAGGGAAAAAAAAAA
Messenger RNA from Hippocampus comes (tiger tail seahorse), 7116 nucleotides. RefSeq names its product Rho GTPase activating protein 23a (gene arhgap23a). Gene Ontology annotation, molecular function: protein binding. The transcript is spliced from 23 exons. Gene Ontology annotation, biological process: signal transduction. The coding region runs from base 200 to 5338 and encodes 1712 amino acids. Lineage: Eukaryota; Metazoa; Chordata; Actinopteri; Syngnathiformes; Syngnathidae. The record is from RefSeq and is a predicted model, not a curated record.